GCGAGAGUACAUAAACCCUGCUAGCUCAAACAGUAGUCAGUCCUGAGUGCACACUCUCGGCUCACUUGUUCUCCAUCACCCAGGACAAUCAUGUUGCGCUUCGCGGCCCUUGGGCUCCUCCUCGCUUCGGCGGUGACUUUAAGCAGCUCUGUUGUUGUUCUGGAAAAUGGCCAGCCGAACCUUUGGUCUCAAACCGCCAGCCAAGUGACUGAACUACCUACGCAAGAUGGGAUUCUGACUCCCAAUCCUUGGAAUUACCUAAACCGUCAGAGUUUAUAUCGUCUGAUGAUUGCAGGUACAGACCCUUACCUGACCUACAUGGGGACAACCCAGACUGAGAAUCCCUUUUGGGGGCUGGCACUGCAGCUUGGAUGGAUGCAAACCUCAGGUCGCCUUGCCGACCCAUCCGGUUCAACAACCUGUGGUCUACAAACAGGAGACGCCAUGUGUAUUUCACCCGAGAGUUUUUGGGGCUGUAUGAACUACUUCACAUCAACGCUCCCCUUCCUGUCUGCUGCACAACAGGGUUUUCUGGGAGAAAACAUUCAGCUCAAGCUGCAGGUGCCUGCAGGUGUAGAGGGCUUUUGUACUACCUACACUGAAUGUUCAGCUAGCUACUCUAAUGCCAUGACCAAGUGGGAUGCUUUUUUCCAGGCUCUUAAGCCAACAUCUGAGUCAACUCUACCUGACAACGAGAAGAAAGACUCCAUCCUUGGUCUCUACUGGACAGCUCAAAUGGCUACGACUUACUCCUCUUCAACAUGCAGUGUCAAGAAGAGCCACUACUCCGCUGAGGAGCAGUCAUUUGCAGACAGCUGGUUGGACUCUGCAGAGUAUGUUGCGGCAGCUCAUUUCCACUCUAACCUGGAAAAGUCUGUGCUGUUCCUGAAUCCUCUGCCAAGCCGAAUUUUAAGGGCGGGGGAUGCAUCUCCAAACAUUGCUGAUCUGACUGAAGAGGAGAACUACUCACUGACCAUUUUCUCCUGGAUGAAAAACAUCAAUACCAUUCUUGGUGGAUCAAUGGUUCGCAUGUGGAAAGGGGCGAUGUGUUCGGUGACUACCAGAGAGAAAGGCAAAGAGCUGUUGGAGCAACUUCUAACAAAUCCCAGCUUCCCCACAGCCACUUUCCUGUCCUUCAUCACAGAGAUGACUACCGCCUGCUGAGAUGAACACAUAAAUACAAAAUCAGGAAAAACUGACAUCAAUAUGAUCACAGUCCCUUUAGCGCCUAAAAUUUUGUUUUUUUUCAUGAAAUCAGGAGGAAAACCUUCACUACAGGAUGUUGAUCUGCUCUGGAUCAGAGCAGAUGUUCUUUGUGUAAGCCGUGUCAAUUUAUGUAAACCCUUAAAACAUAAACAAGUGAAUACUUUG
Messenger RNA from Xiphophorus couchianus (Monterrey platyfish), 1371 nucleotides. RefSeq names its product liver-enriched gene 1, tandem duplicate 1 (gene leg1.1). Lineage: Eukaryota; Metazoa; Chordata; Actinopteri; Cyprinodontiformes; Poeciliidae. The record is from RefSeq and is a predicted model, not a curated record. The transcript is spliced from 8 exons. Bases 91 to 1164 code for a protein of 357 amino acids.